UGGAUAUCGGUUUUGAGCGAUUGUCGAGGCGAGGUAGACACGCGGAUUUGACAACAAUUUGUUGUGUUAGAACAAGAGAAGUGAAUAACAGUGAGACAAAGAUGGAGGACAAGACAAACGUUGCAAACACAACGGUUGAGUCUGAAAGCAGUACCACCAGUCCGGCGAAGAAGACUACGCCGAAAACGAAAUCUGCGAAAACAACACAGAAGACUGCCAAUAAGGCCUCUUCUCAUCCACCUACAUCAGAAAUGGUGAACGCCGCCAUCAAAGAGCUGAAAGACCGCAAGGGAUCUUCGUUCCAGGCAAUCAAGAAGUACGUCGCUACAACUUAUAAAGUGGACGGAGAGAAGAUCGCUCCAUUCAUCAAGCGAUAUUUGAAAUCUGCCGUCACGUCUGGCGCUGUUGUUCAAACCAAAGGAAAAGGUGCUUCUGGAUCGUUCAAAUUGCCCAUGGCAAAGGGUGCCGAGUCUAAGAGCAAGGUUCAGAAGGCGGUAAAGGCGACUGAGCCGAAGAAGGCGAAGAAGUCCGUUGAAAAGAAGACAACGACGACGACGACGACACCGGUUCGCAAGGCAGUCGCGACUAAAUCACCAGUUAAAAAGACUGGGACGGUAAAGAAACCUGCCGCGAAGAAGUCUCCCGCCAAAACUGUGAAAGCCUCCCCAAAGGCUGAGAAGAAAGCUUCCAGCGAAACCAAGGCUAUGUCCAAGAGUAAGAAAACAGCAAAAGCACCGGCGGCCAAGACCAAAACUCCCAAACCCAAGAAGACUGCGGCUACAAAAGCAGUUAAGCCUGCAGCUAAAAAAUAAUUGGCUCUACAACAGAUUUUCCAUCACCUCAUAAACAAAUGGCCCUUUUCAGGGC
This is a messenger RNA of Megalopta genalis, 867 nucleotides long. RefSeq lists its product as uncharacterized. The record is from RefSeq and is a predicted model, not a curated record. Gene Ontology annotation, biological process: nucleosome assembly; negative regulation of DNA recombination; chromosome condensation. Gene Ontology annotation, cellular component: nucleosome; nucleus. Lineage: Eukaryota; Metazoa; Arthropoda; Insecta; Hymenoptera; Halictidae. Gene Ontology annotation, molecular function: nucleosomal DNA binding; double-stranded DNA binding; structural constituent of chromatin.